CUGUUCAACACAUGAAGUGCGGGCAAAGAUGGAGGUUACAUUCUGUUGCUACAGUCACUAUUAUAAAUAACAUAUAGCCUACCAUGUCAUCCAUUGUCUCGAAUGUGUCCAACUACCCGUUAGUGGAUAAACUCAUCGAGAAUGAAGCAGAGAGCGAGAUUCUACUCUCUAAGCCAACAUGUUUUAUCAUCAUAGGAAAACCAGGUGUUGGCAAAUCUACUCUAGCCAGAAAAUUAGCCAAUACUUGGAAUUGUAUCCUCAUUGAUGAUACAGAUCUUCUCAACAGCCACAUCAGUGAUGAGACUGAACAAGGUAUACAGCUCUUUAAGAUUCUGGCUGAAGGGAAAGCUGUUCCAGAGGAGAUGAUGGUCGAGGUAAUUGUUGGCCGGCUAAAGUCACCUGAUGUACAACACUACGGUUAUGUCCUGGCCUGUUUGCCAUCAAUUUCAGAGGAUUACCUAAAGAUACAGGAGCAAAUAGACCUGAUUAAAAGCCUCGAAAUGCCACCAGACUUCAUCAUCAACAUCAAGUGUGCAGACAGUGACCUGAUCCACAGGCUAUCAGGAGAGCGUCAACAUCCGGAGACAGGCCGGGUGUUCCAGAAGGAGAAGUGGGACCCUGUGAAGAAAGAGUCAGUCAUAAAAAGCAGCAGCAUAGAAGAUGAGGAUGAGGAAGAGGAAGAAACAGAGGAUCUGGAGGAAGAGAUGGAAGAGAUAGAGCUACAGAAGGACAUGAUCACACAACUAGUAAGAGUGAUUGAGAAUUACCCAGAGAAUGCCAAGAGCAGGAUCAUGCGCUAUAAAGACACCAUUCUCAGGCCUCUUGAGGAUUACAUGGCAGACCAUAAUCCCCCAUAUUUAUUUGAGCUGGAUGGAAACAAGGAUCCAGAGGAGCUCUUUGAGUCAGUAAUGUCUCGUUUGGAGUCCAUGGCUGUGAGGUGUCCAGCUGUGCCGGUGCGUUUGAUGCCGACAGAGGACCCAGAGCUCGCUGAUCAGAUGGACAUGGAGGAGCUGUUUCGGACUCUGUCUACCUGUAGAAAUGUCGCACCAGGCUUUCAUUGGCGAAGGAGCCGAUGGUCCUGCAACUGCCCUGUGGCACUCAAAGAGGGCAGGGUGGUCAAGGGUAGACCCGAGUUCGCCGUUGGUUUCAUGGAUAAGAUCUACAUCCUGUCAUCUCAAAAUGCUCUGCAGAAGUUCACGGCGAACCCUCGUUGCUACCUGCUGCCCCCCAUGCCACACUUGCCUUGCAGGGUGUCCGUGAUCGGCCCACGAUGCUCAGGAAAGAGCACAAUUUGUGCACUGCUAGCAGAGUAUUACGGUGCUGUAGUGCUAGAUGUUGAGGCACUGAUGGAGCGUACACGGAGUAUGUUCACACAAGACAUGUUGGACAAAGUCCGUCACGACGCCACCCUCGCAGGUUUGGAGAAGGUCAGAGCCAAGAUGCAGCAUGAGGCUACAGAUGCAUCAGGUAAUGUGACAACCAAUAAGGGAGAGUCUGAUGAAACUUACUCAGCAAUAGAGGUGACAGAAGAUCAUCCAGAUGUUCAAGUUUUUGUGGAGGAAGCUAUGAAGGAAGCAACAGAGUCUCCAGUCACAGCUUCACGGGAGCUUUAUUUGGAGGCCCUGGAGAAGCACAUAAGAGAGAUUGAGACUGAAGAUGUGGAUUCUGAAUAUAAAAGAGGGUGGAUACUGGACAACAUUCCCAGCAGUAGAUCACAGCUGAUCACCAUUGAGGAACUACAUGGUGCUGUAACACCUGAAGUCCUAUUCUGUCUGAAAGACAAUGAUGGAGAAGGAAGGACUGUACUAACAAGGAUGUAUGAACAGAAUAAAGAAGAGGUGGAUCGAGCUGUGCUGGCUCGCCUAAAGAAAGAUAGGAAACUGCAUAAGACACAAGACAAUCAUGAGACACUGAAACCGAUUGAAGCCUCAAAGAAAGAUUCACAGCCUACUGACACCCAGCCAAAACUCGAGACAUUGAUUGAGGAGUCAGGUAGUACUCUUUCACAUCAUUGCAUUGCUGUGCAUUAAUGUUAAACUCUGCUCAACCUUACAA
This is a messenger RNA of Pimephales promelas (fathead minnow), 2055 nucleotides long. The record is from RefSeq and is a predicted model, not a curated record. NCBI's taxonomy places the organism in Eukaryota, Metazoa, Chordata, Actinopteri, Cypriniformes, Leuciscidae.